AUGUCUUUCUUACAGAAUUUUCACAUAAGUCCCGGUCAAACGAUAAGAUCCACCAGGGGUUUCAAGUGGAAUACGGCUAAUAUCGCUAAUAAUACAGGCCCUGAAUCUCCUUCCAAGCUAAAUCCGCAGAGUAAUGAUGUCAGUAACACUAACAAUGUCAAUAAUAUUAAUAAUGGGUCAGCUUUCUUCAGCACACCAGUGAACGAAUACAAUGAAAGCGACCGUGGAAGAAUUUCUCCCGUCUUUACUACACCAAAGAGACAUGCUCCUCCACCUGAACAGCUACAAAAUGUAACGGAUUUCAAUUACACUCCAUCGCAUCAAAAACCGUUCCUGCAACCGCAAGCAGGCACUACAGUUACAACGCAUCAAGAUAUCAAACAAAUUGUGGAAAUGACGCUAGGAUCCGAAGGGGUACUCAAUCAAGCUGUGAAGUUACCGCGUGGUGAAGACGAGAAUGAGUGGCUAGCAGUUCAUUGCGUGGAUUUUUACAAUCAGAUUAAUAUGUUAUACGGGUCCAUCACGGAGUUCUGUUCACCGCAAACAUGUCCCAGGAUGAUAGCGACAAAUGAGUACGAAUACCUUUGGGCUUUUCAGAAGGGUCAGCCCCCUGUAUCAGUAAGUGCUCCCAAGUAUGUUGAAUGCUUGAUGAGGUGGUGUCAAGACCAGUUUGACGACGAAUCCUUUUUCCCCUCCAAAGUGACUGGAGCGUUCCCCGAGGGUUUUAUUCAACGCGUUGUUCAACCCAUCCUAAGGCGGCUGUUCAGAGUUUAUGCACAUAUCUACUGCCACCAUUUCAAUGAAAUCCUAGAACUAAAUCUACAGACGGUGCUAAAUACAAGUUUUAGACAUUUUUGCCUUUUUGCUCAAGAGUUCGAACUACUAAGGCCAGCAGAUUUUGGUCCGUUGUUAGAAUUGGUGAUGGAGUUAAGGGAUAGGUAG
Saccharomyces kudriavzevii IFO 1802 is the source of this 942-nucleotide messenger RNA. It is a transcript of the gene MOB1, whose product is annotated as Mob1p. Gene Ontology annotation, cellular component: nucleus; cytoplasm. The transcript is spliced from 2 exons. Gene Ontology annotation, molecular function: protein kinase activator activity. The record is from RefSeq and is a predicted model, not a curated record. The coding region runs from base 1 to 942 and encodes 313 amino acids. Lineage: Eukaryota; Fungi; Ascomycota; Saccharomycetes; Saccharomycetales; Saccharomycetaceae. Gene Ontology annotation, biological process: signal transduction; positive regulation of protein phosphorylation; cell division.